CUUCAAUUAGUAUUCGUGCAUUUACAUUUACAGCAUCCUCACUCUGUUCACCCAAUAGUGUGUUAUUUUGAAUCCUUAAUGCGACAUUUUGUUCAUUACCAAAAUUCAUUCGUAAUUAGCAUUCAUACCCACCAUCGACAAGAAAUGAGCUGGUAAACCAAUUUUCAGGAAAUGCCUUUAAGGGACCAUAACUUUUACAAUGUCACGUACACCACUUUUCGUGGUACACCAUGGAUAGGGUUUGAACUUGAUAAAUUAGACUCGUAUGCGAAGGAACUCUCUCUUUUUUUUCGUUACGGUAGUACUCGACAAAAUGCUUUAACUCGAAAUGAAGCAACAUCACUUUUUACAAUUGAUUCUGUUGAAUUCUUAAAGCUCGGAGCACCUCGUGGAUUUAAGAAUAUUCUUAAGUUGCGAAUCGUCUACUCACCGUCAACGGGAUCCUAUAACAAUAAAGACAUAAAAAAAUAUGGCCAACUGUUCUUGAUACAGUUUCCUGAAACGGCAGCCGCACAAAGAAGGGAUUCUACUCAUUCCCAAAAUGAAAUUGAUUCCUCACAAUUCACUUCGUUUUCGUUAAUUCUUUGCAGAAUAAGUCCAAUCGUUUGGGGACCAACGAAACUCUAUUUGGAGCAACGUUUUGAUACCUUUUUUGAGAACUGUCAGUUCCAACAGUCAAGCCUGAUUAAAGUCUUGGAACAUUGGCAACGAAAUGUCACCCCAAUCGAGCUCUCCGUGCCCUUAGAGUUCCAGUGGUUUUUUCAAAAUCCCAAUUUAUCUAGUUGUGUUAUAGGCAUUCCAGCAGUUCAUGUACAACAAUGGUUGAAACUUUGUAGGAAGAAGAAGCUCUCAUUCUAUGAAACUGUACGAGAGUAUUUACGAAAUGGAAUGGCUAUUUCACUGGAUCAUCCUGCUGUCCAACUAUCAAAAAUCGUCGUCGACACAGUUAUUAUUUCACGUACUGGGAAGCUCAAAUUCUUCACAAAAUGCGGAGACGGCGUACCCACUAUCCUCCAGCUAUUACUCGACGAUGAAACACUGCAAUUUCCCUCAAAGGAGAAAUAACGAUAAAUGCAAAUCCCCCUUAUGAAUUUGCCCACCCGUCAAUAAUAACAAAAAAUCUAAUACGCAUUAGUAACACUCUCUAGGAGGUUUAUGUAAAUGUGGAAUAAGAAACAUCAUUGUCAUGAAAUCUCGUUCUAUGUUGUAGAACACAAAACUAUGGAAUAUAUAUUCAAAAAACUAAACAAAAGACAAACGCAGUAUUAUAUAUUCAAACACAGUGACCUGGUUAAGCGAGCUCAGUUGCGUUUGUUCUUUUUCUUGCUGGUCACAACCUUGAAGGCAGAAUUCCAUUCGGAAGCUUGUUGUUGCUUUGGCUUGCUUUUCACAACCUGGCUCCAACUGUUAGCAGAGGACUCCUGUAACUUAGAAUCCGUAGGAGGUUUUCCGUUCAAGUCAGCAAUACGACGAGUAGUGAACUCGACGGCAAAGCGACGACCAUCCAUUGUGGUACUAUUCGCAUAAAUAGAAUCCGAGAUAAUCUCAGACGUCUCCUGAUUAUUCUCAGCAGGAAAGGAUAAUAGCAUUUGCAAGAACUCAUUAAUUUUAACACCAUUGUUUAAGCCCUUCAAUGCGUUUUUGCACCAAACAAUAAACUCAACUGAAUGACCAGAAGAGGUCGCUAGUUGAGCAAGCUUGGGAGGCAGCACAGAUGCCAUGGCAGAGGGCACAACAUUAGAGGGUUUAACGCUUCCAGAAACAACUGAAGCCGUGGAAGGAGCAGGGCUGUUGUUAACAAGUUUGCCGCCUGGCCCAACAACAGUCCAGCUGUCAUCAGGGCUGCCUUCAGCAACGGCAGUGGAAGCAGAAUUAGUCGCAACAGUUGCCGGUUUAGGGACAGGGACGGACGAAGUCACAGGCUUAGAAGCCAUUUUGGCCCAAGCAUUAGGAACUGAGUGGUUGUUGGUGGCCACAUUGGUUGCCGUCGUCUUGGGAUGUGCUUCUUUUUGGAGAACCGUAACAUUCUUCUUGACAGGACUUGUUUUCACUGCAGGAGGCUUCUUUGCACCCGUACCAUUCACCGAACCCCAAACGGAAGCCGCAGGUAAGGUGGGAGUGCGAGCGGCGGCAACGGCAGAAGCCAAGGCAGCAGCUUGAUUCUGCUUCUUCAUUUCAGCAUCCUCCUGUUCCAUCUUCUGGAUUUCUUCAGAGAGAGAAAUAGGAGGCUCAGCGACCUUAGCCCAGGGUGAUCCUAAACGGCUUUGAGCAGGCUUCGCGGGUUCCGCUUUCGGACUUGAGGAUGCAAGAGCAUUGCUUAUAUUCUUAUCCAAAGAUGGAACAGGCUUGGCACGCAGGGGCUUCCAGGGGGUAGUACGAGCGAGUGAGGGAGAAUUCGUCUUAGAUGUAGGCUUUUCUUGGGGUUGUGCAUUGGUCACCAACUUAGUAGCAGGCUUUUCCUUUGCCUGAAUGUUGUUGACGAAUUGCUUGACCGGAGAAGCGGCAGUGACAUUCUGCGACUUGAUAGCAACAUCAGCAAGCUUUUCAGCAAGAUUCUCAACAGUGGUAGCGGUUUCCUUCUGAUUGCCGCUUUUUGCGUUCUCCGUUUUCGGUACAACCUCCUCCUUGUCGGCGGACGUGGAGAAGGGAGCAGAGGCAUCCGAAGACUGUUUUGCUUGUACAGGCUCGGUUGCAGAAGACAAGUGCUCUUCUUCGACCAUCUUAACAUUUGCAGGAUGGGAGGGUUCGACCCCAACAGCAUGCUUUGAAACUGAUGCAUAGGAAGGUGCGGCUGCGGCUGCAAUCGAGGUACCUGUCUCGGGUACGGGCACACUCGCUUGAGCUGCCACCUUUGGAGGUGCAUUCAAUUUGAAUGAGGAUGCAGGCAAGUCCGUGCCCUCAGCAUUCCAUCCAGUGGACUGUGGUUGUACCGGUGGUAAUGGAACCAGGAAGGGCUCAAACUGAUUGUUCACUUGCCGAAUAAACAAAGCCAUGGAGUAAAACUCCUCCUCUUCUACACGUUUUAUGGGAAGAUUCAAAGGAAAGUACCCUGCUCGAUACCACUGGUGCAUAUCAAUACCCGUGAACGGACCUUGAAUGUUGUUCUGCGGAUCCUUAUACAGCCAGCGCAAAAGAGCCGGAGGGAUGAGUGAUGGCAAAGGCUGCGUGAAGCCAGGGAAAAAAUAGCCCGGUCCAUUGUCAAGCUCUUGACGAACUUGAGGAGACAUAAUUGAGGUAUCCUCG
This is a messenger RNA of Schizosaccharomyces japonicus yFS275, 3243 nucleotides long. RefSeq names its product Sim4 and Mal2 associated protein 1. NCBI's taxonomy places the organism in Eukaryota, Fungi, Ascomycota, Schizosaccharomycetes, Schizosaccharomycetales, Schizosaccharomycetaceae. The record is from RefSeq and is a predicted model, not a curated record. The transcript has a single exon. Bases 172 to 1065 code for a protein of 297 amino acids. Gene Ontology annotation, cellular component: nucleus; chromosome, centromeric region.